Messenger RNA from Phalacrocorax carbo (great cormorant), 6626 nucleotides. The record is from RefSeq and is a predicted model, not a curated record. NCBI's taxonomy places the organism in Eukaryota, Metazoa, Chordata, Aves, Suliformes, Phalacrocoracidae.
GCUGCCGGAGGGGCGUCCUCCGCUGCCCUCCCACAGCCGGGUGCAGGGAGGAAGCCCCAGGCGAGGUGGAGCUACUUCCUGGGCGAGGCGUGCGCUGGCGGUCGCCGGUGUCGGCCCAGGCUCUGGCUGAGGCCUGGGCAGGCGCUGGCAGCUCCGAGGCCGGGCCGGGCCUGCCGCCGCAGCGGCAGCGCUUUCCAAGACGUUGCGUUUUCAGACGGUGCUCGUUAGUUUGUCCCGAGGGCCCGGGAGGGGUGUCUGGGCAGCAGCAGCAGCGCCGUCCAGCGGCUUGCUCCGGCGCGAUCUCCAGCAGGGCUCCGCGCUGCUGCGGGGCGGUAGGGACGCAUGGGCUGUGGUGGUAUGGCGGCUUAAUUGGGGCAAAGCGAUGUAAAUCCACGCUCCUGAAUUGGGGUAAGGCGGUGGUUGAUGUCAGCCAUCUAAAAGCCGGAGCCGGGCUGCAGCGUGAGGGUCGAGGGCAGCCCGCAGCAGCACUGUCAGCGGUACGUCGGGCCCUGCUGGGAGAGACGGGCAUUUCCCACGUGCUUUUAAGCAACAUUGAGCCGCAGAAGCUAGGGGGGCGAUUGUGGCAGGCUCUGGAUAACAUCCAUAGCAGCAUGGUUUUAUUUUAGCGUGUUUAGAGUAGGUAUUGAUAUCCACUUGCCACAAGUUUCAGGAGCUCCUUCAGUAAACUGCUCCCUGGUCUCUUCAGAGACAGGUAGCAGUUGGCCAGUUCAGUGACAUAACGGUUGCCCUACUGUUUCCUCCUUUACCUUUUUUUUUUCCUUUUUCCCUUCCUUGCUAGACAUGAAAAAAAUAGAUUUAGACUGGAUUUCUUAAGAAGCCAAGUGGAUGGAGAGCUCAAAGACCCGUUAGCUUUUGCCCUGCAUACACCUGGUUUUGGCAGGGGGCGGGUGGAAGGUGGGGUAUGAUCUGCUCAUCUCGAUCCUACAGAGGUACCGUCACUUACAUGUUUCAAGAGUAUUACAUGCUGGCCUUCAGGUGAGGAGCAAGUGCUGUGACCGGAAAAGGAUAUAUUUCAGUUUCAAGUAUAGCUGGAAAUGUUUUUUAAAAGCCUCAGUUCAGACAACUGAAGCUUUAUAAGUCCUCUCUUCUAAAAUGGCUUAUCUAUCUGCCUGUGCCUUCAUUAAGAAACCCAGGGAUACUGGUUUGUCCUGUUUCACCACAGAUGAACCUUAUCUUGAUCUUUUUACAAAAACAUCAGCCUUGGCCAGUCACUACCCAAAGAACUUGACACCUUUAUUUGCAGAGUUUUCUGGAAGAGCAUUUCCUGUUCAAGAAAAUCCAUGGGCACUAACUCCAACUUCUUACAAAGGCAGGUAGCACUGACACUUCAGAGCCAUUUGAGAGUGAACUGGACUCUGUCCUUACGGCUGAUGUGCUGUUACAGGAGCAUUAGCUAGUAUUGUUUGGCCUGGAUAUACUGACUGUUCUCAACUAUCUGUAACAGAGAAUUUUUAUGGUCCUAAAACUGAAAGUUAUUUUCCUAAUUCACAAGGACUCCUUUGCAUUGGUAAGAGAAAUAAAAAAAAACAAACAACCCUACCAGAUGUUGAUUCUUCUAACUUACCUACCCAGUUCCUAGUACAGCACUACCUCUCACUGCUGGACCUAGUCUUAGAUGGAAGCAGAAGAACCACCCCAACCACCUGUAGCAGUUCCCUGGUGCUGGAAGAGACCAGCCUGCUUCCCCAGCCACCCUGACAGCCAGAACGCCCCUUCCCAAGCACUCCAGGGAAUGGGACCACCCCUCUCAGCAGUAGGUAGUUGUUAGAUCAGCUCAGCUGUAGCAACCCAUGUCCUUGGAAACACUGACAGCUAUGGCAAGAAUGCUUGCCUGACCGACAGGCAGCCUUUUCUUAUGUCCAUAUCCACUGGUGGUUUUUUUGCUUUUUUUGAACACCUGCAGAAAACAAUAUUGCAUCACCAAGCAUGAUGUGGAGUUCAAAUUCAGAAGUUACUCAAUUUUUUAAGCUACGAUUGGGAAACAUUUAUAGAAAAACAAUGUCAUGAAAUUGUUCAGUUUGAGUAAAAAGGUAACAACUGCAUUUUUCAUAUACCUAGCCUUCACAUGCUUUGGAGUUUUGAAUUGACUGGAUUUUAAUGCUUUUGAUUUAAAUAAAACAAUACUAUUUGCGAGCUGUCAUACAAACAGUGGCACAUUUGUUAUUCAGGUGAUGCCAUGAUUUGAGCCAGUACACAGUGAUACAGUUAAUUACCAAACUGAAGUCGUUGCCAUAGCUCCACUGUGGGACAGCACAGAUGAAACAAAAGCCUUUUUCAUGAACGUUAGUUCAAUCCUUGACAUUCAUCUCUGGCCAUAACAAGAAUGCAUCUGUUUCCCAAAGCAGAGCAUAACAAGCAUAUUUAAAUGCUGCAGUGGGGGGAAAGAAAGAGGGGGGCAGGGGAUGUGCUUUGCUUUGGAAAAGAAAAAUAACAGCAAGAUUUGGGACUUCCUCUGCUAAACAGCUUUAUCACAGCAGAUUACUUUGAGCUGAUUUUUAACCUCCCUUGGGAUAGUCACACACGAACAACUUGGCAUGACCUUUGCUCAAUUGUCUUUUAAGUAUAAGAAGUGGGAAUUCCACUGCACAGUUCAGAGCCACCCAAGGUUCUCUCAAGGAAAGUGUGAUAGCUGCAGAGAAAAGUGCAAGAGAAGCACAGUAACGAAGAUGGUAGGCAGCAAAAAAUGCAGUACAGAAGAGGAAGCUCACGAAACUCCCAGAUUCCAACGAAAGACUCUGACGGCCCCGGCUCCAUUUGCAGACGAAACAAGCUGUCAGUGCCAAGCGCCCCAUGAGAAGCUAACCAUUGCACAAGCCCGCCUGGGAACACCAGUUGACAGACCUGUCAGAGUGUAUGCAGAUGGCAUAUUUGACCUCUUCCAUUCUGGCCAUGCUAGAGCUCUUAUGCAAGCCAAAACUCUAUUCCCAAAUAGCUACUUAUUAGUAGGAGUUUGCAGUGACGAUUUAACUCAUAAAUUCAAAGGCUUCACUGUGAUGAAUGAAACUGAGCGAUAUGAAGCCCUCAGACACUGUCGUUAUGUGGAUGAGGUCAUCAGAGAUGCACCCUGGACACUGACACCUGAGUUCCUUGAAAAACAUAAGAUUGACUUUGUAGCCCAUGAUGACAUCCCGUACUCCUCCGCUGGCUCGGAUGAUGUAUACAAACACAUAAAGGAGGCAGGAAUGUUUGUACCAACGCAGAGAACUGAAGGUAUCUCAACAUCGGAUAUCAUCACAAGGAUUGUCCGGGACUAUGACGUGUACGCCCGGCGCAACCUCCAACGAGGAUACACCGCCAAAGAGCUGAAUGUUAGUUUUAUAAAUGAGAAGAAAUACCGCUUUCAAAACCAAGUGGACAAAAUGAAAGAAAAAGUCAAGAAUGUGGAGGAAAAAUCAAAAGAAUUUGUUUACAAGGUGGAAGAGAAGAGCCAUGACCUCAUUCAGAAAUGGGAAGAAAAGUCCAGGGAAUUUAUUGGCAACUUUUUAGAGCUGUUUGGACCCGAUGGAGCCUGGAAGCAGAUGUUCCAGGAACGAAGCGGGCGAAUGCUCCAGGCUUUUUCUCCCCGGCAGAGCCCAAACAGCAGUCCUACGCGAGGCCGUUCUCCAUCCCGUUCUCCGUCUCCACCGUGGGUCUUCAAUAAAGCCUCCCCUCCCUCUUCUCCAAAAGCUGCCUCUGCCUCCCUCAGCAGCAUGAGCGAGGGAGACGAGGAUGAAAAGUAAAAUAAAGAUGUAUUUUUUUAACCAUGAGACAGAAGAACAAGCUAUGAACUCAACUGCUGGAUGGGGAGACGCAUGAGGAACAUCUGGGGUAUCUCUGACAGCAGGGAACGUGCUCUAGGAGAAGACGCUGAAAAGGGACUGGAGCACGGUGAGAUCUCAGGAAGAGCUUAUCCCAUCCCCACUCCCUCGUGGUGCCUGGAGGCCCGGCCAGCAGUGCUUGCCAGACACGGUACCAGGGACUGACAGAAAAACAGACACCUUUGUGCUAACGGCUGCUGUGGCCAGGCUGGGCCGGCGGGGAGCUCUGCACUGAGUGGGGCUGGCGGGAGGAGCCCUACCGGCUCCCGAUCCAGCCCAGCACACAGGCACACGAUGGCUGCGGCCCAUGGACAGAGAAGAUGCAGUUGUGCUGGACCCUGCUAACUUUGAGCUCUUCCGGCACGUGAAGGAAUGGCCUUGCUGCAGCAAAUACAUUCAGAAAUGGGAAAUAAAAUUUAAUUUUUUUCUUUCUGAAUGAAGUCUGCCCCAGACCCCAAACCAUGCCAGUGAAAUGGAGAGCUCUCCAGCUGAGUUGGUGGAAAUCCAUUUCAUAUGUUCAAGCUAUUGAAUGCUGCUUGUUGACCAAGCCUCUGUACGGGGUGUAUGUAAAGAGUCAGGCUGUAUUUGCUUUAUCAAAUCGCUCUCCGUGUUCCUAGUGCCUGAACAGCUACCUGAUAACUUCUGUUUUGCUCCCUGGCUUUGCACUUUGGAGGCAAGACAGCAAAUGAAAAGACAGCCCUAGCUGGAAUGUGGUGUUGUAGGAAAUAGAUAGUUUGAAGAUGUUGAUUUUUACUGGUAAAUUCUAAACAACACAUGGGAUCCCAAGGCCUCAGGAUCAGGCCUCCUAGGAAACCCUGCUGCUCACGUGCUACGUAUCGCCAAAUGACGAGCACAACAGCGCUGCUGUCCUCACAUGCUACUCAGGCAGUUAAACAAUCUCUCAUCAAACUCUAUAAACGGGAUAUGUUCACCGACACCCUGCCCCUGCAAGCAGUCCUGAGGCCAUUCUUCUACUCUAACAUGGAGAAAAAGUUGGAACAAACAAUGGAAACCUUUUAAACAGGAUUAGGCAUGGGGAUUUUCUUUCUCCGCCCAUAACACCUGUACAGCCCCAAGCUGAACCACAGCAGGGGUAGCACGAGUGAAGCUCUCCCCUCCCCUCGAUGCACUAGCUGAUCUCCUCCCAGCUUGGCAGAGGCAGACCUGCCUGACGUCCGGCUCCACCCUCCAGGCCGGCAGCUGGCACCUGCUGAGGUGGCUGCAGAGUCGCAGGAUUUCUGAGCAUGGGGGAUCCCCCGCCCCCAAGGCUGCCCUGCUCCACAGCUCGGAGACACAGGAAACACCCAGCCCACAUCACUGCGGUAGGGCUGCAAAGCAACGAUGUGAUUUUGCUCCCAGGCUUGCCUGGCAAAGCCUGCCUCAGUGCACAGGUGUGUUCAAGGCUCUCCAGCCCAGCACCAGCUUUGGUGCACCAGGCCAGCAAAGUAAUGGGUGCCGCCACCUGCCUGUCCCACCAGCAGCCUGCCGGGCACAGAGCCCAGGCAGCCUGGGCAGGGGGUCACAGCAGCAAAAUCGACACCGUGCCACUGCUCCCUGGGGUCACAAACCCUCCAGGACACGCCGCCUGCUAUGGGCUGCACCAGUCAGCACUUGGCUGGUUCCCUGCACAGGCAGCAUAGGAAACACUGGGAGAGGGAGGGCUCCGAGUGGCUCUUGGAAUAAAAAUCUGUGAAGGAACAAGACGCCUGAGUGCUUGAACAGAUGGGGUGGGGUAGCACCUGCUGGCAGCAGUCCCCCCCAGGCUACCACCCGUACCUCCUCAGUGGCCUAAUAGGUAAAAUUCCUUUCACUCCUUCCCUUCCUGCUACUUUUCCAGGCAGGUAAAUUACAGAGCCUUGUACCAGGCACCAGGUGAGCCCCACACUCUGUUCAUUCCCUAAAGCUUUCAUCCCCCCACCACCACUGCGUAACUGGAUUUAUUUUGGGAACACUUUGCCAGACACUUCCCUGACUACCGCAAGACUGAGUACAUAUCACCUCCUGGUGUGCUUUGUCCUCUGGAGUCAGGCUAGGUCCUUGUUCACAGAGCUGCAAAAAGAGAUGAUCAGGGAAUAGGGUGAGCUACCGCUUUCACUGGGAAGUGCAAGGGGAGCGCCACAGCUAGUUCAGCUGCCGCCAGCUGUGCGCCCACGGUGCAACUGAGACCUUUCUCAGCCUUAGGCAACUUGCUGCUGUAAUUUCAUAACUGGGAUGCACUUGUUAGUUUUUCUGAUCCUUUGCAAGUCUUAAGUCUUCCCAUCACAAACCACUCCUCCACCAUGGAAACCGUCUGCUCUCUACUGGUGCUGUUUAUACAAUGAGCCACGUCCAAAUGCGAUGGAGGUGGGCAGGUUUUUGUUGUUCCUGUCGUGGGUUUUGGUUUUGUUUUGUUUUUGUUUUUUUUUUUUUAAUUUCACAGCACUUACUGUUCAGCAGCCCUUGCUCAGUGGUUUGAGUGGACGACAGCACCACGACUUGUAAAUAGAACUGGAGAAAAACUCACCAGUGACCUCUUCUUAACAGAAGCUGUUUCUCAGAGUCAGAGGUGGCUACCCAGCAACUAAGCCAUACACUGUACCAGACAUCCUUUUGCAUUUAGGAUAUCGUUAAGCUGAAGCCUUUGCCCUGCUGGUACAGACACCGACAUGCACGUGCUGUGUCCAGCAAACCAGCACCUCAUUGUCUCUGGACAUACGGAGGGCAAUUUUGCACUUCUGAGUCAUGGUUGGGUUUUAUUUUUCACAAGUGUCGCUUCAAUUCAGUCCUAUUUAACAGCCAAGCUCCACAUGAAAAAUAAACAGCGUGCAA